AUGACCGAGUAUAAGUUGGUCGUAGUUGGAGCUGGAGGCGUCGGUAAAUCGGCCUUGACUAUACAGCUGAUACAGAACCACUUCGUGGAUGAGUAUGACCCGACGAUAGAAGAUUCGUAUAGGAAGCAAGUAGUGAUAGACGGGGAGACUUGUCUUUUAGAUAUUUUGGACACGGCUGGUCAAGAGGAGUAUUCUGCGAUGAGGGACCAGUACAUGCGAACUGGCGAGGGAUUCCUGCUUGUGUUUGCCGUGAACAGUGCUAAGAGUUUUGAGGAUAUUGGCUCCUACAGAGAACAGAUUAAACGUGUAAAAGACGCGGAAGAAGUGCCGAUGGUGUUAGUUGGUAACAAGUGUGAUCUGCAGGCCUGGGCUGUGGAUAUGACACAAGCCAGAGAGGUGGCUCGAAGUUACGGAGUACCAUUUGUAGAGACAUCUGCUAAAACUCGUAUGGGAGUAGACGACGCAUUUUACACCCUAGUCAGGGAGAUUCGUAAAGACAAGGAAAGCAGAGGCAAGAAAUACAGAAGAGGUAACAAGUUGGGUUCAAGGCGUUCUUUUAAAUGCACAUUACUUUAA
Leptosia nina is the source of this 576-nucleotide messenger RNA. The record is from the annotation of a GenBank genome assembly. Lineage: Eukaryota; Metazoa; Arthropoda; Insecta; Lepidoptera; Pieridae.